AAACCACAGUCGCGUAUAGUAAAAGAAUUUAGCUACGACGAACCGCUAGCCAAACAUCAGACUUGUUGUCGGGGCUCUCCGAGCCUGUAGAUGUCGCAGUUCUCAUCAGUUUUCAGAAAUCUGAUUGGCUGAGCCGCGGAAGCUGACCGCCGGCAGAAACUUUGGUUCAGCAGUGACUGUAUCAAUGUCCUCGUGCGGCAGUCGGUGUUGAAGUUUCGUCCUUUGACAGCACAUACUCAGAUCCUGUGCACCAUGACUGAUCCAGAAAAUGGCCUGUUUGACAUCCCAGAUUAUGAGCACAUAGAGGACGAGACUUUCCCUCCUUUUCCUCCUCCCUCAUCGCCUGGUCGGCAGGACCUUGGGGAGGAUGCUUUUGGCAAUGGAGAGGGUGAGGAUGAAGGAGAAGUGUCAAAACUAGCAGAAGUGCCAGUGGCAAAAAGACGAACGGUGAAGAGGCCUCGGCCGAAACUGGAUGCUAACAGGUUGAUUUCUGAAAAGGGUCUCCCAGCUCUGCGUACUUUAUAUGAUGAUGUAAAGUUCAAAGGCAAAGGACACGAAGCAGAGAAUCUGAAACUCCUCAUGCAGAAAAUAGAGAACUGGGCCCAUCGCCUAUAUCCUAAAAUGCAGUUUGACGAGUUCAUUGAUAAAGUAGAGAGUCUGGGAGGCAAAAAAGAAGUUCAGACAUGUCUAAAACGAAUUCGAUUGGACAUGCCAAUAACACACGAGGACUACGUUGGGGAGGCAGAGGUUCAAGUCCCAGAAGAGUCUGAUCCAGCUGGAGACGGAGUUUUCCCUGAAGAUCCGUUCGUCCAUUCUACUCCUGCUCCAGCCUCUCUCACCGAGGAACAGCAACGGCGCAUAGAGCUCAACAAACGGCUCGCUCUGGAGAGGAGACUUGCGAAGCAGAAAGAGUUAGAAUCUUCUCAGAAUUCCAUCCAGGGAGAUGCAGAUGAACCUUCCACCAGUUCUUCAGGACAGUACCCCGUUCAAGAGAAUCUGGAGAUUUCUAAUCAGAGCAUCUCAAACCAAACUCCACUCAAAGAAAAGCCAGCUGUACUUCAGAAUUCCCCUUUAAAUGAUAACGAGGAUGCCAGGCCUGUUUCAAAUGGCAUAGUUGAUGAUGACGAUGAUAGCAAUUGAACCAAAUCUCCAUGUUUGUACAAAGAGGACUACAAAUAAAUUGAGGAUGUUUUCGGGAGUAGCAGCUAAUUCGGUCGAGCGUUUUUACAUUUUAACCUUAUAAACUCAUACCAGUCAUAUGCCAGACAUUUUCUGCAUGUUUUGUAUUGUCAACCAGGGAUUGAUCAUCACUAAUGGUCUUUCAAACACAUUGAUUGAGUUCAGCUUGCUUUUUGUCAUAUUAUCUUUUAUCCUCUGUGAGGAUUUUGAAAUAGUUUGCCUGUAUUCAAAACUUUUUCCUUAAUCUCUUCCUCAGGUUCUUUGGGAAUCACAUUCCAUUUUUGCAAAUAAUCUUAAUUAGCACCAUUUCAUUUAUUGUUAUCUAAAGUUAAUUAAGGGGGGGGUCAGGUCAGUUUGUUGUCACAAAACUGUUAUUUUCAAUAAUGCUGGUCAAUCUUCAGUGUUUCAGUGUCAAUUGUUUUGAUUUUCUGAAUAAAUAUGUUGAUGUAGCACA
Molecule: messenger RNA, 1633 nt
Organism: Pimephales promelas (fathead minnow)
Lineage: Eukaryota; Metazoa; Chordata; Actinopteri; Cypriniformes; Leuciscidae
Gene: tipin
Product: timeless interacting protein
Biological process (GO): replication fork arrest; DNA damage response; DNA replication checkpoint signaling
Cellular component (GO): nucleus; replication fork protection complex
Molecular function (GO): DNA binding
Source: RefSeq, a predicted model, not a curated record